CGGCGUUCCGAAUUCGAAUCAUGAAGGAAACUCUCCUUUCUCAUCUCUCUACAUUCAUCUCCUCUGCGGCUGCCCCCCUUAUAUGUCGCCAGAAAAUAACUUGAUUCCGAAUCCUUUGUGUGAUACCUACGAAAUCGAUGGCGUAGUCAAACGGCGACGCCUAAAAGACACGCUGGACGAGCUGGACGGGAACUUGCCAGACGCGUGGCACGUUAUCACUUACGAUAUGCGCCGGGCGAUGCAGAGACACCUGGACCCGAAGAAGUGCAUGAACCUACAGGACAAGACCGCGGUCGAUCUAUGUACGAAGGAGAUCUGCGAUCAGUAUCCGUAUUUCCGACGGUUCGAAGAUGCAUGGCCCGUCCUACGUUACAUGGAACAGUACAUGCACGCGACUCUGAAGGAUAGGCUACCCGAUGGCUCUCCGCGAGGCUGGAAAAAAAUGAGGAUGCUUCGUGCCCAUUGGCAUAGGCAAGCUCAAGGGCGGGCUCGAGCAUCGCUCUCGAAAUCGGCAGUGCGCGUGUUGAAGCAGCCAACUGUAUUUGAGCCUCAGGUAAAGGCUGACCUUAUCGACGCGAAUGAGGAUGCAGACGGCGAGGCCGGCAAUGGCACUCCGAGGCGAAGCAGCCGGAUUGCCCGUGCCAAAAGCGAUGAAUGCAAGCAGAGUCCCAUCGCGAGACUCGAGGUCGACAACGAUGUCGAGAUGCACUCCAUCCGCGGACCGUCUACGAUCAGUCGCGAUCGAGCUCAAGUCCGCCCGUUCGUGGGGAAGCUUCGAAAACCCUCCUUGGGAUGCAGGCCCGGGGACCCACAACCGUCACUCUCCGAUGCCAACCCGGUGGAGGCCUUCCUGCGAAACUUGGACGUACCAAUGGAUCAUCUCUUCGCCGUCUUUCACAGCCUAGGUAUUCGCCAACAGGCCGAGCUCGACGGACUCGUGAGCUGGGACGUGGACGAGCGCAACUCUUGGCUAGACGAACAACUGCAUCCGCGCCUGGAACGGGGCGAGAUUACGCCCUUCGAGGUGCAGGUUGUGAAGAGGGCAUUGACGGCUCGCCGGGUAUACCUUGCCGCGUCCGCCAAGGAAAACAGGGCUUAGAGAGCAUUGUCCAUACCACUUUCUCGUGAAUCACAUACCGGAUGUAUGCAUGUUGCCUUGUCUAAGACGUGUAAUCUGCUCAUUCUGCCUGAAAUCA
Messenger RNA from Punctularia strigosozonata HHB-11173 SS5, 1196 nucleotides. RefSeq lists its product as uncharacterized. The coding region runs from base 83 to 1099 and encodes 338 amino acids. NCBI's taxonomy places the organism in Eukaryota, Fungi, Basidiomycota, Agaricomycetes, Corticiales, Punctulariaceae. The record is from RefSeq and is a predicted model, not a curated record. The transcript is spliced from 5 exons.